AUGGUAAAGGGACUUUUAUUAUCCAGGUUUAUUCCAUCUAGGGUUGCUUCCCAGGCCAUCACACGUUCAAUUAAGCAACAAUUUUUAAGUCCAUGGCCUACUUGGGGAGUAAUCCCUGAUGAUGACAAAGAGCCAUUCUGGGAGCGCUUUCAGAUGAAGGUGCAGUGGAAACCUGAACAUGAAACACAGAUACAAAGAAAUUUCCACAUGAAAGCAUCUCAUCGGCUCUCAGAGAUGUUUAGGGAUGCCCGCAAUGCAGGAGAGCGCCCUUACUGGCUGGGCGAACAAAUUUGGAACUCUUUACUGGCUCAUUGGAAUAUAGUAGAGUUUCGCAAUAAGUGUGCCAAGGCGCAGAGAAACAGAGCAUCUGAAAAGGGUGGCACCCUACAUACUGGUGGGUCGAUAACCAUUCAUGAGCAUGCCAUUCGUAUGGAUGAAUUUUCUACGAGACUUUCACAGGUUAGAUCUGAACAUGAGUCAGCUCCUACACCGGAUGAUGGCAGUAAUGCAGAAGACGACAUCCGUAGGACACAGUGCUGGGUCGACAUCGUUGGUGGAAAGAAAAAGAGACGAGUGUACGGUGCAGGACAACUUGCUGCAAACUAUACAACAUCGAGAGGAGGUACUCUGAAGCACCAACCUUCUUCUUCCACCACUCUUGCUGACGAGGUCGUUCUCCGCCUCACGCAGGCACUGGAGCAACGUGAACAGGAAAUCACUGAUUUGAGAGCAGAGUUUACAAACUUUAAGGCCCUGGUCAUGAGAGUCUGUUUGUGCUUGAAAACUAUUAUACAAGGCUGA
Molecule: messenger RNA, 801 nt
Organism: Vigna umbellata (rice bean)
Lineage: Eukaryota; Viridiplantae; Streptophyta; Magnoliopsida; Fabales; Fabaceae
Source: RefSeq, a predicted model, not a curated record